Messenger RNA from Artibeus jamaicensis (Jamaican fruit-eating bat), 276 nucleotides. RefSeq names its product protein dpy-30 homolog. Lineage: Eukaryota; Metazoa; Chordata; Mammalia; Chiroptera; Phyllostomidae. The record is from RefSeq and is a predicted model, not a curated record.
AUGCUGGAGGAACGGAUGCAGAUUGCUGAAAAUCCUUACUCUGAGUGUGGUCUCACAGAUAAUGUCAAGAGGAUAGUAGAGAAGAAGAAUGCAGAAAAGUAAUCAAAACAGAAAGUGGGUCUCCAGUCUUUGCCACCUGAUGCCCACCUGGAUCAGACAAUUGUGCCUGUCUUAUUGCAGGGACUUGCUGUGCUUGCAAAGGGAAGACCAUCAAAUCCCAAUGAAUUUCUAGCAUAUCUUUUACAAAACAGGGCACUGUUUGAAGAUCGAAACUAA